This is a messenger RNA of Penicillium subrubescens, 3582 nucleotides long. Its product is annotated as armadillo repeat protein. Gene Ontology annotation, cellular component: GID complex. NCBI's taxonomy places the organism in Eukaryota, Fungi, Ascomycota, Eurotiomycetes, Eurotiales, Aspergillaceae. The transcript has 3 exons. Gene Ontology annotation, biological process: proteasome-mediated ubiquitin-dependent protein catabolic process. Gene Ontology annotation, molecular function: protein binding. The record is from RefSeq and is a predicted model, not a curated record. Bases 386 to 3376 code for a protein of 996 amino acids.
AGACGAUUGAUCGUCAAAUUGGCUAUCAAUUAUGCAAGCUUAAGGAAGGUCCCAUUGCAAUAGCAUUUCCAAUCAUCGCCUAUCAAGUAAACCAUCCUCCACACCCGUUGUCCAAUGCCCCGCCGUGAAUCCACGCGACCUCUCUCCCCCGACUGGCUGAAUCCGGACAAGACCCAUUUACUGCCAACUCCUCCGGCCCUGCAACCCCGACGGCUUGCCACAGCUGCCCACGCGACCCUGCGAUACCGAGGCUGAUAUACCAGAAGCACAGAGAAAGCCGAUUUUUGCCUUCUCCCUCUCAGAUUCCCAUCAAAAGUGAUACUACAAGUGCGAGAGGUUCUGUGAGAGCGUAUCUCCCCGCUUGGGAGACGGUGGUCUUCGGACGAUGACACGAGCUGUUGCUCCGCCGAUUCUGCUGCAGCUCCAGAGCUCGGAGUCGGCUUCCACACAAGUUCCUUUGCUGCGAACGCUGAAAAAUGAACUGAUCGGCCAUGAUCAGCGCAAAGAAACCUAUGUGGCGGCCGGCAUCAUUCCAGCUUUGGGGCAGUUGCUUAGCACGCGACGUCCGGGGAAAGCUAGCGGAACAGAGUCCAAUGGGGCCGCCUUGAACCAGCCUUCACUCUAUCAGAAUUCCGACGAAUCUGAAGCAUGUCUCCAGGCUAUCCUGAUUGCUGGCAGCCUGGCACAAGGGGGACCAACAUUCCUUGCUCCUAUCUUCGCCAGCGACAUCCUUCCAACCCUUCUCGCCAUUCUAUCUUCCCCAGAUUGUCCUCCCUCGUUUACUCUCCCGAUCCUGCGAUUCCUGAAUACCAUUGCAGACCGACUGCCACUGCAAAGCCAAGAUCAAUGGCCCCGAGACACCCGGCUGGCAGAUUUGGUCUUUUCAGGCGAGAACAUUAACUCGAUUAGACGGAUCAUUGCGCAGGAUUACGGCUCUGCGCGCAGUCGGGCCUGUAUUGAGCUGGCAGCUACAUUGAUCGGAAAGCUAUGCACGGAAGAGAUUCACAAGACGGCCUUGGCAGAAUCCGGGGUGCUGGAUGCCCUGGCUGUCAAGAUUGCCUCUUUUGUGGUGGCGCAAGGCUUUGUCCUCCCCGGUGCUGAAGAUAGUCUACAAGACGCUGGUGCAUUGGGGGAACUUCCAGCCCCAGCCCCGACAUCCGCACGCCUGGCUCCUAUACUUCGUGCAGUCACGGUAAUCAUCGAGCAGUCGAAAUGGCGGGCAGAACAUUUUCUGUCUUCACCGGGAAUUGUUACUGUAUUUCCCAAACAAGUGCCCGGAUUCGCUUCAUCGGAUAUCAGAAAGGGUCCCUGGGGAUCGACGUACCUGUCCGGCUCCGCGGUCCCGCGUAACACGGGCGCGAAUCCAGUCGAUACUUUGCUACCAUCAGUCCCUUUAGCGCAUGGGAGAUCAUCACCAAACUCCGCCAAUUUCCCGCCUUUGGGGAAUGGUGGCUCUCAGCGUCGCCAUAGUCACUCCUUCCCUACGCCGUUUUCGCUGGCCGAGACGCCAACCCCGGAAGAGGAGGAAAACUCCAUCGUCCCGUGGCUACUAUGUAUUCUCCGCUCCGAGGGAGGUAUGGUGCGAUUGAUGGCUGCUCGGCUGGUCACGGUUCUUUUCCGCCUCGGCCUCUCGAAGAAGCAUCGGGUCCCGAUGUUCAGCUACUUAUUGGUUCCAAUUCUCCUUCGCAUGCUGGACAAGGACUUUGAAAUACCAGACGACCAUGACCCUUGCGACGAUGGUCUGAUCACACCAACGCAGCGCUUGAAAGAGGAGGCCCCGGCCGUAUUGGCCAAUCUGGUCAUGGAUGAUCAAGAUCUUCAGAAACACGCUGUCGAUGGCAAUGCACUCAAGAGGUUGUCUCAAUUGCUGAAAGAGACUUAUAACCCCGUUCCGGAGAGCCUGCGGCCAAUGUGGUAUGCGGAAGGCGAUGGCCCAGCUCGGGAUCCCGAGUCCAUGUCGGCGGACUGCCGGCUCGGACCUCCUGGGUACUCGCCCACUCUGUGUCAUGUGAUGCGGUACCGUGAGAGUAUCUUGAAGGCUCUAGCGGCACUUGUCCCAUUCAAGGACGAGUACCGUAAGGCGGUUUGUGAGAAUGGCGUGGUUCCAUACAUCAUCGACUCGCUCAAGCCUCGGCCUAGUGAUGCUCCCGCUGAUGCUGCUUCAAUGCCAAAGAAUUCAGCCACGGACGGCAAUCCCACGCCGACAAUUUUGGCUGCUUGUGGCGCUGCUCGGAUGUUGACCAGAUCAGUCAGCGUGCUGAGGACCAGCCUCAUCGAUGCUGGUGUUGCCCAGCCGCUAUUUGUUUUGAUCAAGCAUCCCGAUUUGGAGGUUCAGAUUGCGGCCACGGCAGCGAUUUGUAAUCUGGCGCUGGAUUUCAGUCCCAUGAAACAGGCAAUCAUCUCGGCCGACAUUAUCCCGAUUCUCUGCGAGCAUGCCCGCUCAUCCAACACCAAGCUGCGAAUUGAAUCUCUGUGGGCACUCAAGCAUGUGGUCUACAACUCACAAAAUGACAUUAGAAUGAAAGUGAUCGAAGCUCUCACCCCAGCUUGGAUCCGACAAAUCAUAAGCCAGGAUCAAGUCAGCGCCUUGGCACGGCGAGGAUUGGAGGAGGACAUGGAACAAAGCUCAGGAAUCGCCAUGGGCCGUGCCAAUUCGUUUGGCGAACAGGUUGAUAUUCUCAAUCCCAUGGAGGACUCCGGCGAGCUAGGCGAAGACUUUAAGAUGUCCGACAGCAUGCCAUCGUCAAAGAUAAGCUUGGAUAUGUUCCUGCCAGAUGUCAGGCGCCGACGCAAGCUCGUUCUGCAUGGAUCGCUGGAGCAGUCUACCCAGUCUCGCCAAGAUGAUAUCGCAGUCCAGGAGCAGACCUUCGAUUUGCUACGCAAUAUCAUCUGCGGCGAAGGUGCCUUUGAGAUGAUCGACUUCCUAUUCAAGGAAAUCGGACAGGAUGAGCUGCUCAAUGCUCUCGCCAAUAAUCUCCGCCCGCGCACGAUCCAGCUCGCUCAUCGUCGCGAAGCGUCCAGCCGUCCUCUGCAUGUCCCUUCUGAGAUUCUAGGCUCCGUCAGCGCCCUGAUCAUCCACCUCGGCGCCGGUCAUCCACGUCAUCGACAGCUGCUGAUGUCGCACCCCGAUCUUCUGCACUCGCUGACGAACUACUUCAACCACUCCAACCGUGAAGUCCGGCUCAAUUGCGUGUGGGUAGUCAUCAAUCUCAUCUACGUGGAGGACUCGAGUGAUCGCGACGGAUGCCGAGAGCGGGCCAGCCAGCUGAAGGCUCUGGGGAUUGUAGACCGUCUGGCCAGUCUUCAGAAUGAUCCGGAUCUGGACGUGAAAGAGCGUACUAAGACUGCGGUGCAUCUCAUGAACUCGUUGACUUAGCCCUGGGUUUGUUUUUUGCUUGGAUACUGAUUUUGAAGGUAGGAACUGGACAUGGGCGUCUUCAUUAAGACUUGAACUGUGCAUAAGCCGUUUGCGGGUAUAUUCAUUUUCAAAAUGUGCUUUAGAUAGGAAAUAUUUAUUUUGUGUAGCACAUAGCACACUUCCUCUUUCCAGUAAGGUGCUUGCUCACCGGAUAAAUCAGAUCA